AGUGCACCAGGCUGCAACGAGCCGAGCUUCUUAGCAACCCCCCUCCACCCAUUCUCGCGCUCUCUCCCUCCCUUAGACAACCCCCUCCACACGUAAUUCCGAAAGAGCAGAAGAAAGAGAAGGAGAGCAAGAAAAGAAGAGCUAGUAAGCCGGAGCGGCAGCACAGAAAAGAGGCUGAAGAGAAGGAAAGGAAGAGGAUGGACAACCACAAAACGCAGCGAUUGCGGAAAUUUUCCAGCGCCAUUGGUUGGGCAGCGUGAGUCCUUCGGGCGGGCGUGAUUUCAGCACCGGGGGGACUGGACAGCACCUCGGGGGGACUUCUGGGCAACCUGCAACAGCAGCGAGAACUCCACCGGCAGCCUCAACCACAGAAGCCGCUGAAAACCCUGCUUUGUAUCAGAGAGGCAAGGUCAGUCCGACGCACAGCCAUGCACGGGCAGUGCGCCUGUACUACGCUGCAAACCUGCUUGUUUCUCUAACACGCACUUGCUCGUAAUUACUAGCAUUGUUUCUUUUCUGAUUAGUGUGGACCACUAGACAAGAUUGUGUAAGGGUGUGUUUUUUAAUUUAUAUGUAUAUAUUUAACUUCUUCGGGUUAUUUUUAAAGGGUUGAGGGGGAGUAGGUUGGGUUUUUUUCUACUUUUUUUUUUUUUUUUUUUUUUUUGCUUGCCUUGCACUACGUGCUUGGAUAGUUUGUGGAUAUAAUCAUUGACUGGCGACUGGGCUAUUGCAGUGCGGGGGGGUUAGGGAGGAAGGAAUCCACCCCCACCCCCCCAAAACCCUUUUCUUUUCCUUCCCUGGGUUCGGACAUUGGAGCACUAAAUGAACUUGAAUUGUGUCUGUGGCGAGCAGGAUGGUUGCUGUUACUUUGUGAUGAGAUCGGGGAUGAAUUGCUCGCUUUAAAAAUGCUGCUUUGGAUUCUGUUGCUGGAGACGUCUCUUUGUUUUGCCGCUGGAAACGUUACAGGGGACGUUUGCAAAGAGAAGAUCUGUUCCUGCAAUGAGAUAGAAGGGGACCUACACGUAGACUGUGAAAAAAAGGGCUUCACAAGUCUGCAGCGUUUCACCGCCCCGACUUCCCAGUUUUACCAUUUAUUUCUGCACGGCAAUUCCCUCACUCGACUUUUCCCUAAUGAGUUCGCUAACUUUUAUAAUGCGGUUAGUUUGCAUAUGGAAAACAACGGCUUACAUGAGAUCGUUCCGGGGGCUUUUCUGGGGCUGCAGCUGGUGAAACGGCUGCAUAUCAACAACAACAAGAUCAAAUCUUUCCGAAAGCAGACUUUUUUGGGGCUGGACGAUCUGGAAUACCUCCAGGCUGAUUUCAAUUUAUUACGGGAUAUAGACCCGGGGGCCUUCCAGGACUUGAACAAGCUGGAGGUCCUCAUUUUAAAUGACAAUCUCAUCAGCACUCUACCUGCCAACGUGUUCCAGUAUGUGCCCAUCACCCACCUCGACCUCCGGGGAAACAGGCUGAAAACGCUGCCCUAUGAGGAGGUCUUGGAGCAAAUCCCUGGCAUUGCCGAGAUCCUGCUAGAGGAUAACCCUUGGGACUGCACCUGUGAUCUACUCUCCCUGAAAGAAUGGCUGGAAAACAUUCCCAAGAAUGCCCUGAUCGGCAGAGUGGUCUGCGAAGCCCCCACCAGACUGCAGGGCAAAGACCUCAAUGAAACCACAGAACAGGACUUGUGUCCUUUGAAAAACCGAGUGGAUUCUAGUCUCCCUGCUCCCCCUGCCCAAGAAGAGACCUUCGCUCCUGGCCCCCUGCCAACUCCUUUCAAAACAAAUGGGCAAGAGGAUCAUGCCACCCCAGGGUCUGCUCCAAACGGAGGUACAAAGAUCCCAGGCAACUGGCAGAUCAAAAUCAGACCCACUGCAGCGAUAGCGACGGGUAGCGCCAGAAACAAACCCCCAGUCAACGGCUUGCCCUGCCCCGGGGGCUGCAGCUGCGAUCACAUCCCAGGGUCGGGUUUAAAGAUGAACUGCAACAACCGAAACGUGAGCAGUUUGGCCGAUUUGAAGCCCAAGCUCUCCAACGUGCAGGAGCUUUUCCUGCGAGAUAACAAGAUCCAUAGCAUCCGAAAAUCGCACUUUGUGGAUUACAAGAACCUCAUUUUGUUGGAUCUGGGCAACAAUAACAUUGCCACAGUGGAAAAUAACACUUUCAAGAACCUCCUGGACCUCAGGUGGCUGUACAUGGAUAGCAACUAUCUGGACACGCUGUCCCGGGAGAAAUUCGCUGGACUGCAGAACCUAGAGUAUCUGAACGUGGAGUACAACGCGAUCCAGCUGAUUCUCCCUGGCACUUUCAACUCCAUGCCCAAGCUGAGGAUCCUCAUCCUCAACAACAACUUGCUGAGGUCCCUGCCUGUGGACGUUUUCGCGGGGGUCUCGCUGUCUAAGCUCAGCCUGCACAACAAUUACUUCAUGUACCUCCCGGUGGCAGGGGUGCUGGACCAGUUAACCUCCAUCAUCCAGAUAGACCUUCACGGGAACCCCUGGGAGUGCUCCUGCACCAUUGUGCCUUUCAAGCAAUGGGCAGAGCGCCUGGGUUCCGAAGUGCUGAUGAGCGACCUCAAGUGCGAGACGCCAGUGAACUUCUUCAGGAAGGAUUUCAUGCUCCUCUCCAAUGACGAGAUCUGCCCCCAGCUGUACGCCAGGAUCUCGCCCACGUUAACUUCGCACAGUAAAAACAGCACUGGGUUGGCGGAGACCGGGACGCAUUCCAACUCUUACCUAGACACCAGCAGGGUGUCCAUCUCCGUGUUGGUCCCGGGACUGCUGCUGGUGUUUGUCACCUCCGCCUUCACGGUUGUGGGCAUGCUCGUGUUUAUCCUGAGGAAUCGAAAGCGGUCCAAGAGGAGGGAUGCCAACUCCUCAGCGUCCGAAAUUAAUUCACUGCAGACAGUCUGUGACUCUUCCUACUGGCACAAUGGGCCUUACAACACAGACGGGGCCCAUAGAGUGUACGACUGUGGCUCUCACUCGCUCUCAGACUAAGUCGCCAGCCCUGAAAGGGGAGGGGAGCCCGGAGGCGACGCACCCUCCUCCCCUGCCGCCAGCAUCCAGGGGCUGCGGGAGCGUUGACCCAAAUCUAAACGUGCCCUGAGUCUUGACGGACAUAAGUAAAUAAAUAACUGCGAACUCGCUCAACCGAGAGGGGCUGACCCCUUCUCUGUCUCCUUAAACAAAGAGCAGACUGUGGCAGCUGGGAGAGCGCAACUUGCUCGCUCGUGAAUCUGAGCUCCUUUUGACUGAAAGCCCAGCAUGGGCCAGCCCAGAAGAAUUUACAGUGCUCUAACCUUGGGAGGAAGGACCCGUGGGUUUGGCCCCCGCGACGCUAUACAUAUAUACAUAUAU
Messenger RNA from Chinchilla lanigera (long-tailed chinchilla), 3356 nucleotides. RefSeq names its product SLIT and NTRK-like family, member 1 (gene Slitrk1). The record is from RefSeq and is a predicted model, not a curated record. NCBI's taxonomy places the organism in Eukaryota, Metazoa, Chordata, Mammalia, Rodentia, Chinchillidae. The transcript has a single exon. Gene Ontology annotation, cellular component: GABA-ergic synapse; glutamatergic synapse; postsynaptic density membrane. Gene Ontology annotation, molecular function: protein binding. Gene Ontology annotation, biological process: regulation of presynapse assembly; positive regulation of synapse assembly; axonogenesis. The coding region runs from base 906 to 2996 and encodes 696 amino acids.